This is a messenger RNA of Oldenlandia corymbosa var. corymbosa, 1898 nucleotides long. NCBI's taxonomy places the organism in Eukaryota, Viridiplantae, Streptophyta, Magnoliopsida, Gentianales, Rubiaceae. The record is from the annotation of a GenBank genome assembly.
GUUAGUACUAAAAGGAUUUCCAACUCCAAUCUUUUUUCUAUUCUCCCUCCCUUCCUAAACCCAAAGUCCUCGCAGCGGUUCCGACACCGGCCACCGCCCAGCACCACCACCACAACCUAUUCCCGGGAUUAAGGAUCAAAAGUAUUAAGCUCGGAGGAUUCUAGGCGAAAUAAGGGCAAUGCCCGGCGCCACAAUGGAGGGGGAAUUUCCUGUAGAACCCCAAUCAUUAAAGAAGCUGAGCUUAAAGUCCGUAAAACGUGCCCUAGAUGUAUUCUCCCCGCUUCACGGCCAGUUCCCUCCUCCCGAUGCCGAAAGCAAAAAGGUUCGCGUCAGCCACAAGCUGAAUGUUGAAUACCAAGGCAUUAAAGGCACCAAUACUCAGCCUGCACCUGCCCGUAAAGUUAACGCCCAACAGUCUUCUGCUACCUCGAAUGUUCUUGCUCUUCCUGGUCCAGAAAGCUCCAGAGACCAACAGCAAGGAGUGGCCCAAAAUGAGAUUGUUGUUGGUCCUUCUGUACAACCAAAUAGCAUGGCUGAAGAUGGGUUCUCAGGCAAAAGUAAUGCACUUGUUGCUUCUCGUGUUCCAUCUGAAAGAAAUUAUUCUACUUCCGCUCUUAUGGAAAGGAUCCCGAGCAAGUGGCCUCGUCCUGUUUGGCGUCCCCCAUGGAAGAAUUACAGAGUCAUCAGUGGUCAUUUGGGAUGGGUACGAUCUGUUGCGGUUGACCCAAGUAAUACCUGGUUUUGUACUGGAUCAGCAGACCGGACAAUCAAGAUUUGGGAUUUGGCUAGCGGACAGUUAAAGCUGACAUUAACAGGACAUAUUGAACAAAUAAGAGGUCUUGCUGUUAGCAGCAAGCAUACUUAUAUGUUUUCUGCCGGGGAUGACAAACAAGUAAAAUGCUGGGACCUCGAACAAAAUAAGGUCAUCCGGUCUUAUCAUGGUCAUCUGAGUGGUGUUUACUGCCUGGCACUUCAUCCGACUAUUGACGUCCUCCUAACUGGGGGACGUGAUUCUGUUUGUCGCGUUUGGGACAUUCGAAGUAAGAUGCAAAUUCACGCCCUUAGUGGACACGAAAAUACUGUCUGCUCAGUUUUUACUCGACCCACGGAUCCGCAGGUUGUAACUGGAUCACAUGACUCCACAAUAAAGUUCUGGGACCUUAGACAUGGUAAGACCAUGGCAACUUUGACACACCACAAGAAAUCUGUGCGUGCAAUGGCACCUCAUCCAAGCGAGGAGUGCUUUGCAUCGGCGUCUGCUGACAACAUUAAAAAGUUCAGUCUUCCCAGAGGAGAAUUUAUGCACAAUAUGCUCUCUCAACAGAAAACCAUCCUUAAUGCUAUGGCGGUGAAUGAUGAUGGUGUAUUAGCUACAGCAGGUGAUAACGGAAGUUUGUGGUUCUGGGACUGGAAGAGCGGUCAUAAUUUCCAGCAAGCUCAGACCAUAGUUCAACCUGGAUCGCUGGAGAGUGAGGCUGGCAUAUACGCCCUCACCUAUGAUGUCACGGGGUCGAGGCUCAUCAGUUGUGAAGCUGACAAGACCAUCAAGAUGUGGAGAGAGGAUGAAACUGCUACCCCUGAAACACAUCCCCUUAAUUUCAAGCCACCUAAAGAUUUGCGGCGUUUUUAAGUGCACAUUGGCCUGUUUAAGUUGCACUAUAAUUUUUAGAAUCCGAACUCAUGGUUUGGCAUCAGAUUUUCAUCCGCACUGAGGUAGCCGAAGUAUUUGGCGCAGCAUAACUGCUGAAGCCCAAGUGUUUUGAUCACUUACUGUUGAAUCAUUUAUUUAGGAUGUAAUCUGUAUUGUAUUUUAGCAUUUUCUUUGCUACUUUAAAUGGAAGAAUAUUUAAGGCAGUAAUUUAUUAAUUCAAAGAAUUUCCAUUUUUUUAAUAGAAAUA